Molecule: messenger RNA, 1623 nt
Organism: Rhinocladiella mackenziei CBS 650.93
Lineage: Eukaryota; Fungi; Ascomycota; Eurotiomycetes; Chaetothyriales; Herpotrichiellaceae
Exons: 1
Coding region: 1-1623 (540 amino acids)
Source: RefSeq, a predicted model, not a curated record
AUGCUGUGGUCUCUACUGCUCACGACGGCGGCGGUGCAAGCAGCGGUCCUACCAUAUAUACAGCCUAAUCCGUGCGAUGAUGGCGUCCGGAAUGCCAACCACAUCUUCAACGCCAUCCAUUCCUCCAUGCGCCAAUGGGGAUCCUCAUUGAAUCAUAAUGGCAUGUCACUUUUCCUCGCCCAAGUUCCCGCUGGUACACAAUUCUACCAUGGAUCCCCGAAACAAGAGCCUGUUGAAGGCAUGGAGUGGCUGGCCUUUGAACCUGAGCAUGCCAUCAAUUUUGCAUCGAGGAUGAAACACCCACCGCCACCACCACCCGAUAAGCCAGGCAUGAUGGAAAUGUCGUUGGAUGAAUCUCGAUCGUGUAAAGCUGGGUUGGAGGAACACUGUCGAGGUCAUCUGACAGAUCAUCGAUUUCCUCAGAGUCCUAUCAUGGAAGGAGGUGAUGAUCGGAAAUCAGCACCACGACCGAGGCCGAACCCGAUGGAAGCAGGUUGGUUGCAUACGUACAGAACCAAAACUCUCACGCCCUUGCUCUACAUCGAUGGCAUGUCUGCCGGAAAAUGCGAGAAAGGAACGCUCGACACUCAAGAUGUCUUGCUUUUGAACGCUCGGAACGAAAGUCAGGGGAUGUUCUGGGAGAGGGAACGUGCAGAGAGACUGUGCAAGAUGGCAGCCCAGACUUGGAACGGUAAGAUUAAAGGCUUUAUUCGGAUGGAGGCCGGGUUUGAGAUCAUCAUGUGCUCGUUUGCGAAGAAUUUGGAUUUCCUGCAAGCGGUUCGGGCGGGUUCGAUUGCGCCGGACGGGGAAGAGCCUCCUCCGGACGAUCGCUUUUUUGGAGACAGAAAUAUCUGGGAUUGGGUCCAGGCUAUAGCGGCACGGUAUGAUGGGAUUGGGGGUGGGAGAGUGAAAUUGAACUACGACAGAUUCGUCACGAGCUACCAUUAUGAUCUCGACCUGUUCACAGGCGACGAUGGUCUUCCGAGGCUGGAGAACAUCCCGGUUUCUUCAUUGGAUAAAAUCCGCGACGACAUCCACUCCAUGGUGAACGAUUGGGAUCCUUCGAUUAACCUGUAUGAGGAAAAGGCAAUCGAUUGGCAGAAGGUCGCCGACAUGGUCGUUGAACGAUAUGCGAAGGAAUUGAAAUAUCUUGUCUCUGGCGCUUUGACGGAACCCGAAGAGUUCUUCCACGAACUCGUUCGAAUCUUGCGUGUCUUCGUCGACUCUGAUGCUCGCAACACCACGGCCGAAGUCGAUCGAUGCGUGGCUCAGAUGAUUCCCAUCGAGUACGAUGUUUCGUGUUCGGUGGCCGGUCGAGCUGUCCACUCUGUCGCUCGGACGAUCUGCUCGGCGUUGUUUGCUGCUUUUGAUGCUCACGUUCCUCUGUUGGACACGAUGGACAAUCUGCGCUCGUUGAUUGAGUAUCUGGAUUGGACUGUAUGGAAACGGUGCCCGGAAUGUCCAUUGGGUACCGUCUGUUUCAUUCCCGUCUGGCCGUUUGGGACCACGGAGGAUCAUGAGCAUCCACAGUGUCGCAAUGCCAGCGAGUUAGAGGGUAGGAGAGGAUAUUGGGGCAGUCUUCGACCCCGUCAGAUGGAGCCUGGUUUGAAGUAUUUCCCGUAG